Didymodactylos carnosus is the source of this 556-nucleotide messenger RNA. The record is from the annotation of a GenBank genome assembly. NCBI's taxonomy places the organism in Eukaryota, Metazoa, Rotifera, Eurotatoria, Philodinida, Philodinidae.
AUUUAUAUUAACUGGUCGAAAUGGUUAUGAUUUUAUUAGAAUGAAUCUGUUAUGUGCGUUACCAUCAAUAGUUACAGUAGAAAAUUUAAUAAGACAACAUCAUAUACAAUUAAAUGAAUGUUAUUUUCGGUUUGAUCAAUUAAGACAACAUAUGAAUACAUUAAAAACAAAUUUUAUGUGGGGCUCAGAAGAUUGUACGGGAGUUGUCUUUCAUAUUAAUUAUAAUUCAAUAAGAAAUACAUUCAUCGGUUUUGUUACACCCUUAACUGAUGAAGAAAAAGCACCAUUGAUUAAUAUUCAUAUGGCAAAACCUCUAACACCAAUACUAUCAAAAUCAACAUCAUUUAUAUUGUCAAGCUAUAGUACAAAUAAUAAAGUUAAAUCAAAUGAUAUUUUAAGGCGUUGGUUAUAUAUUUAUCAUGAAUGUGUAAAAAGAAAUAUUAGAAUAAUUGGUUUUAGCACUGAUUACGAUGCGAAGUAUCUGAAAUCAAUGCGUGUUAUUAGCGGAUUUUUUGGACAUUUGCCAAAUUUUGAUUUAUUAACAACACCAGAUUAG